AUGAAAAUUCUUCAGACCCUAUUUCCUCCAUUUCAUUUAUUUAUUUCAGAGGGUGAAAAAUAUGAUGGAAGGCGAGCUGAUGUCUGGUCUUGCGGAGUUAUUUUAUACGCUCUUCUCGUUGGAGCAUUGCCCUUCGAUGACGACAACUUGAGGCAAUUACUCGAAAAGGUGAAGCGAGGAGUAUUUCAUGUACCACAUUUUGUACCACCUGAUUGCCAGCAGCUUCUUCGUGGCAUGAUAGAAGUGAACCCCGAGAAAAGAAUGACACUAGCAGAGAUUACUCGACACCCAUGGGUAACUGCUGGUGGUCGUGGGGAGUUGGAGCAGGAACUCCCUAUGAUGGAGGUUGUCCAGACCCGUGUUCUACCUUCUGCUGAUGCGAUAGAUCCUGAUGUAUUGCAAGCUAUUUGCAGUUUGGGUUGCUUCAAACAGAGGGAUAAGUUAAUACAGGAGUUACUUAGUCCACAUCACAACACGGAAAAGGUUAUCUACUUUCUUCUGUUGGAGAGAAAACGGCGACGGCCCGCAAGAGAUGACGAGCCCCGCCCCCCGGCCCCUGCGACCCCCGCCGAUCCGCCACGAAAACGACUCGACACUUGCCGGGUAAAUGGUCAGUCAGCCCAUUUUGGUCAGAUAAGUGAGGGUUCGCCAAUUACGCCAAGGAGAUCACAGAUUAGCAGGUCUUCGUCAGGGCGGCGUGAAGGUCGCAGUUCACCUCAAUUGGCAGCAAGCCCACCAGCUAGCCAUACUCCACACCGCGUCUCUUCAUUAGGCGGAACGCCAGCCACACCUGGAUCACCUCUUGCGUCGCCGUCUAUCCGCGAGCACCACCAUCAACGUGCUAAUUCCACGGGGCCUACGAUUAGUUUGAAUAUAAGUGGUGAGCCUGGCGAGGCCGUCAUCAUUAUAAAUGAAUCACCAUUAAUGAGCUCCUCUGUGGCCGUCAGGCCGCACAGUCCCUCGCAGCCGCCUCGAGUGAGGGAAAGAUCAUCUCUACCGGGUCCGCCCAGCUCCACCCAGUCGCCAGCGCAACCGUCACUGUUCCCCAACCUGGGCACCUUAACAGGUAUUAUAUCGGGAGCUGGUGCGGGCGGGUGUGGCGCGGUGGGUGCGGGGGGUGCAGCCGCGCCGUGGCGUGCGCGCCUCGCCACCAUCAAAAACUCCUUCCUCGGCUCGCCGCGCUUCCACCGCCGCAAGAUGCAGACGUCGUCAGAAGAGGUGCAUCUUACGCCGGAAUCCUCGCCCGAACUGACGAAGCGGUCUUGGUUCGGUUCCUUGUUGCUGUCCGCUGACAAGGAGGAGACUUUCACUGCACUUGUCAAAGGGAAACCCCUGGCAACAGUUAAAGCUGAUCUCAUACACGCCUUUCUUAGUAUAGCGGAACUGUCUCACAGCGUUCUAAGUCCGAUGUCCUUCAGAGUUGAGUACAAGAGGGGGUCCAACGCGCCCGCCAUGUUUCAGAGGCAUGUUCGUUUUCAGGUUGACAUAUCUACAAUAACGAAAGCGCCGGGAGAAAACGGGAAGGAGUAUUUGUACGCAAUUACCUUUACAUUAUUAUCAGGCAACAUCCGUCGGUUCCGGCGCGUGUGCGAGGUGGUGCAGGCGGCAGUAUGCCGCGCGCCCGGAGCAAGCCGCGCGCCCGCGUUGCACCCGCCGUCACCGCGCGCGCAGCGCCGCACCAUACACCCGCACGCGGCGGGUGAGAUUCCUGAUAGUCCAGACCAGCCACACUUGCACUCGGACCACGACAGCGAUUCCUCAGUCUUUGAUACAGUAAAAAGCCCCAGCCGUACUUCAAUCGACCAACUAGAUCAGAAUGGGACUCAUCCACUAGGGUCGAGUUCUUCAGUAACUAGCGGGUCCAGUGGUUACAAACAAAGUGUCCGCAGUCGGCGCGCCGCCGAGCCAGCCUCCGCCUCACUCGACCACGAGAUCAUGAGCUGCGGCCGCGACCUGCCAGGUGUGUGGACCUUAACACUAACCAACCAAGGCACGCAUACAAAACGUUCGUCGUCAGAGUGUCGAGAGGCAACGUCAUCGCCUCGCCGCGGCCUAGAGUCCCGGGACAGUUCCAUACGGGACGAGCUGCGCAGGAACAACUCGCUGCGGGAUUCACGCCGAGAACCGCCAACCGCGCCGCCCGCUAACGCAUCGCUCGCGUGA
Parnassius apollo (apollo) is the source of this 2163-nucleotide messenger RNA. The record is from the annotation of a GenBank genome assembly. NCBI's taxonomy places the organism in Eukaryota, Metazoa, Arthropoda, Insecta, Lepidoptera, Papilionidae.